CCUAGAACUAGGGCUAAAAAAAUAAAGUGCCCCAUAAAUUCUGUGCCUCGGCUCAAAGGUUGAUCGUAUCUAAUCAGAUGGCCGGUCCCCACCCGAGUACUUGAGCAGUCUCCAGUCUCGGAGUCUUCUUUAUUACAUCCAAGUUUCAAUUGAUUUGUAUAUAUACGUCCAAAAACCCAAUUGCUUGUAUUCCAAACCAUAAUUGCCUCUAAUAUCUCACUGAAAUUAUAUAAUUCUCAAUUGAACGUAAACGAAAAUGAGCGGUCCUGGAGCUGGCUUUGAAUACCCUCCCACGGAAGUAUCGUGGACAAAGCGCGAUGUCCUGCUAUUCGCCAAUACCAUAGGAUGUACCGCCGAUGAGCUUCACUUUCUUUAUGAACUCGAUCCUAACUUCUCAGUAUUCCCGACUUACCCGGUUAUUCUACCUUUCAAGAAGGCCGAACAAGAAGUUAUCGACUUCUACGCCGCCCAGAAGGCCAUCAAGAUCCCUGGUGUUCCUGAUUUCGAUGCGCGUCGUGUUGUAGAUGGCCAGCGACUAGUCCAAUUCCUCAAGCCCUUGCCCACAACAUCAGCUGGCAAGAAGUUUGAGAUUCGAACUAAGGUCCUAGGUGUCUACGACAAGGGGCGCCCGGGUUCGGUCGUCGAGAUCCAGCAAGACCUCGUCGAUGCUGGUACUAAUGAAGUCUAUACGCGCGCCAUCGGCAGUUCGUUCUACGUCGCACAGGGUAAUUGGGGUGGCCCUAAGGGACCAGCCACCGAGAACUUCCCACCUCCCAAAGGCAAGAAGCCCGAUGUCGAGUUUGAGGACCAGACGGAUACGCAAACUCCAUUAAGAUACCGACUUAAUGGCGACUACAACCCACUGCACGCGCACCCAGAGCCGGGCAAGAAGAUGGGUUUCGGUGGUGUUAUUAUCCAUGGCCUUUAUUCGUUCAACUCGACUUGCCAUGGCUUGCUGCAGAAGCUUGGUGGUAGCAACCCCGCUAAUAUUAAGGAGUUCCAAGCCCGAUUCGCGAGCCCGGUAAGGCCCGGUGACAAGCUGGUUACUUCUGUGUGGAGAACCGGUGAAGUUAAGGGCGAAUGGGAAGAGGUGAGGUUCGUGGUUAAGGUAGCUGGUGGAAAGGUAUGCUUGAGUAACGGAAGAGCGUUGAUGAAGGUGGUAGGGGAAUCUAAGAGCAAGCUUUGAUUGGGGAAAAAAAGGUUGAAUGAUUGAGAGCGAUUUUCCAUUUGCAAUAUUCGAUUCAAAUUAUGUAUGAAGUAAAUAACAACUGAAAGUAUUCGAAGUUUCCCAACUCAAGAAUGGCAGUUGAGGUGGUGCUUCAGCUAGGUAGAUAUUGAGUGUGUAACAAAUCCACAUGUGACGCCGUAACAAAUUGCUUCGUAGCAAGAAAAACGGGUG
This is a messenger RNA of Hypoxylon trugodes, 1399 nucleotides long. RefSeq names its product Thioesterase/thiol ester dehydrase-isomerase. The transcript has 3 exons. Bases 257 to 1186 code for a protein of 309 amino acids. The record is from RefSeq and is a predicted model, not a curated record. Gene Ontology annotation, cellular component: peroxisome. NCBI's taxonomy places the organism in Eukaryota, Fungi, Ascomycota, Sordariomycetes, Xylariales, Hypoxylaceae.